UGCGAUUCAGGAAGUACAUCCAUUAUAGUGACAGGAACAACAUCACGGGACUCUCAUUGCACUGAGCAGAUUAAUAAAAUAUUACCUGUAACCGAUCUGUACACACCUGUAAUAUAAGACAACAUGUCUAGGCAGUCGAACAGAGCCACGGACAGCAAGAAGAUGAAUUCAGAAUUAUUCACUCUCACUUAUGGAGCCUUGGUCACUCAGUUGUGUAAGGACUAUGAAAAUGAUGAAGAAGUCAACAAACAACUGGAUAAAAUGGGAUACAAUAUCGGAGUGCGUCUGAUUGAGGACUUCUUGGCUCGGUCUAGUGUGGGGAGGUGUCACGAUUUCCGAGAAACGGCAGAUGUCAUUGCAAAGGUAGCCUUCAAGAUGUACUUGGGUGUCACCCCCAGCGUGACCAACUGGAAUCCUGCUGGAGAUGAGUUCUCUCUUAUCCUCGAAAGCAACCCCCUGGUGGACUUUGUAGAGCUUCCUGACAACCACAGUAAUCUAGUUUACUCCAGCCUGCUCUGUGGAGUGCUGAGAGGAGCUCUUGAAAUGGUUCAAAUGGCAGUGGAUGUGCGAUUCGCUCAGGACACACUAAGAGGUGACAGUGUGACAGAAAUUCGCAUGAAGUUCAUCAAAAGGAUCGAGGAGAACCUGCCAGCUGGAGAUGAAUGAGACUGAGAGACUUUUGAUUCGAGAGACUUUUUUUAUGUUGGAUUGGGAACCAAAAACUUGGUUUGUUUUGGUCAAGAAGACCAACCAAUCCCCAAACAUUGUAAGUAUUGCAAUGCGAAUUCACCGUCGAGAAGAUUUCUCUCGAUGUGUCACCAAGGUUGGCAUGUUCUUUCCACCUGGUCCAUGUUUUUUAUUUCAUACAAAUACCUUCUCAAGUCUCUUUUUCUAUGUCAGUUUGUCUGUAGUGUAUUUCUUGUUAUUCUUUUUGCAUUUAACUAAUACAUAUGGCACAGAAGGUUUAAUUUAUAUAGUCAAGUAUCGUAAUCAGAUUGAAUAAAUCAUUAACUACCAACAACUGUGGCCAAUCCCCUCAUUUAUCGUUCUUCUACUCAAUAGGCCUUUGACACAAACUAAUAUUUACUCAAAGUUGCAAUAAAGCGCUCAUUUGAGCGGACCAUAUCACACUGCUGUUUUAAUGUCCAUAACGCUUGUAUCAAAAACAACUUUAGAUGGCUAAUCUAAAACCAACAUUUGAAGAAAGGGCCCCAUGUUCGCCAAGAACAGAGCCGU
Messenger RNA from Sinocyclocheilus rhinocerous, 1236 nucleotides. It is a transcript of the gene trappc3, whose product is annotated as trafficking protein particle complex subunit 3. The record is from RefSeq and is a predicted model, not a curated record. Gene Ontology annotation, cellular component: TRAPP complex. The coding region runs from base 124 to 666 and encodes 180 amino acids. Lineage: Eukaryota; Metazoa; Chordata; Actinopteri; Cypriniformes; Cyprinidae. Gene Ontology annotation, biological process: Golgi vesicle transport. The transcript has 5 exons.